AUGUCGGCUCACGCCCGUGCGCGUGACAAUGUCCACGGUGUCAACGUGAAGCUGCACCCGCGAUACCAAAUCACACGCCCCCAAUUCAAUCGUCAGCUGUAUGACAAGGUUGCGCGUGCGGGAGACCUGCUUCACAUUGAGUACCGGUUUGACACGGAGCGGAGAGUCCUGGAGAGUCUGCGCAAGGCCGCUGAACACCGCCGCGCCGCUCAACUCCUCAAGCCCGUCCGGGUGCAGCGGGCGAGAGAAGAGGCAUCAGCACCUGCACCAAUAACACAGAGCAACGACAAUGAUGACGGUGAUGGUGGUGUUGAUGAAGGCGAAGACAACCAAACGCCGCAACAACAACAACAACAACAACAACAACAACAACAACAACAACAACAACAACAACAACAACAACAACAACAACAACAACAACAACAGCAACAACAACAACAACAACAACAAUCACUCGUCUCCCACACCAAACCAGCAGCAACAAUCACACGCGACGACGACGACAACACCACCGCUGGUGAUGAUGGGGAUGGUGCUGUUGAUGGUCACAGUCAUCGUGGCGUCCUGCGUGAGCGUGAGCGUGAGCGUGAGAAUGCCGACACCAGCAGUGGUCAUACCACCAACCACAACAGCACUGGCGAUGAUCAUGAUCAUGGUGAUGAUCAUUAUAAUGGUGAUGAUGAUGGUGAUGAUGAUGGUGAUGGUGGUAAUGGGAAUAGCAACGAUGGCGGGUUGCUCCGGGCGGCAAUUGACAAUGACGAGUUUGAUGCAGAGUUCUUCGCACCGCAAGAGCAGCAGCAGCAUGGGAGUAGGGAAGGUAGCAACGGUAGUGCGGAUGCUACCACAGCAACGGCGGCAGAGGCCGUGCAAACGACGACGGGAGACGACGCGAGUGAGCACAGCGGGCAGGAUGGCGGCUACGCCGUGUUGGCAGAGGUGCUGGGCAGCAGCACAUGGGUCCACCAACUCGAGCAGCCGCAGGUGGCCCAGCCACGUGACCAGUGCACGACAACGACAGCAACAGCAACAACAGCAGCCACGACAACAGCAGCAACUGUCGAACAGCCGGAGGUGCUUCGCGCCAUCAGUCCCUGUGUUGCUGUGCUGCCAGUGUCAUCGUCGUCGUCAUCGUCGUCAGCAUCCACUUCACCGCCCUCGCCCCCGCCGCCAACACAAGGAGGCAGCUGCGGGGCCACAACAACCACGACCGCCCAGAUCACAGGAGCUGCGCAGGGCGAAGCAGACACCACGGACCAAACAUCAGCAUUAGUUACAACGACACUCCCAGCGAUGGCACCAGCAGAACAGUCAGCAACAACAGAGAACGCUGUCUCAUCAUCAGAGAACACAGCAUCCCAGCAGCCGCAAUCAGCGGCUGACAAGACAGCGCUGGGCGUGGUGUCAACAGCAAUGAAGACGCCAGCACCACCAGUGACCACAUCAUCAUCAUCAUCAUCAUCAUCACCGCCAUCGUCACUGCCGGGUGUUGGCGAUGCAGCAACGCCAGACCUGUUGCUGUCAGAGGCAGAGGAAGAGGAAGAGGAAGAGAAGGCGGCGGCAGUUAAGGGGGCGAAGCGGCAGGGGCAGGGUGCCAGCGAGAGAAAGCGUGGUGGCCAGCAAGUGAACGUGGCGAGCGUACGCGCAUCACAGCAGUUGCAGUCGCUGUCGUUGGCGGAAUUCGAGAACUUGACGUCGACGCCGUUUGAGGAGGCGACGCUUCAGGCGCUCAACACACACGACGUGCUGCUCUCUCUCUUGCAGCCCACACACACCCGCACACAAGCGCACUCACACGCACAAGCGCACUCGCACGCUGCAGCCAAGGAGGAGGUUGGGGGCGGCGUGGCAGAGUAUGGGGCGGUCUCUGGCGCGGGGUUAACGGCGCUCGUGUCCCUGGACGACGAUGGCGACAGCAGUGAUGACAAAGAUGUCCGUGGUGGUGGUGGUAACGAUCGUGAUGGUGCUGGCAAUGGUGAGAGCGAGGAGGCAAAGGCAACACCUGUGAUGGAUGGGCGGAAUGCGAUGGCUGGGGACAGGUCGGACGCAUCGCUGCAUCCUCCACAGCCACCGCAUGCAUCACAGCACAGCAUCGAUGAUGCUGGCAGUGGCAUGCUGGUGGACUUGGACGCAGAUGGACAAGCGAGCCACCGGCAGUCUGCACGUUGUCCUCCACCGCCACCACCAUCAUCAUCAUCAUCAUCACCCCACCAUGUUAAGCACCACCAUGAUCACCACCUCUCGCAGCAUCAACACCAUGAUAGCCACGAUGGCCACCACAACGAUCAUCACCAUCACCAUCAUGACGGCCUGGGUCGGGCGUCAUCACGGGACCGGUUCGACUCAAUGUCGGCUGCGCUCGAGCGGCUGGAGCAGCAGCACCACCACAGCCACCGUCACGGUGGUCAUGGUGGCCACCACCAUGUAGCAGCACACCAUGCACGGCAGCAGCAGCAGCAUCAGCAGCAACCGUGUCAUUACUCGGCGUCGUCCCGUGUUCCUGGACAGGCAGCGGCCCCGGCAACGGAGAGGUCGUCCGCAGAAACGGACUGGAGCGCCAUGGGAUUCGAUGCAACAUUAGCAGGGGCGGCCGUGGAGCACUACAAGCAAGACAUGAACAAGGUUAUGGAUGUGUUGCUCCGAGCGGCCGACCUGAAAUUGUCGUCGCACCGGCCAGCAGAACACGUGCUCGCAGUCCUUGACGGCUGCGACGACAACACGCGCGUGCCCGCAUACCUCAAGCACAUGCACACGCUGGCGGACAUGGGGCUGUGCGGCGAUUCGGAUGCUGCUGUUGCUGCGCUGGUUGCUGCCGAUGGCGAUGUCGCCAGUGCCGUUGAUCACCUCAUGUCGGCCGCAUCUGCAUCGUCAACAUCGUCGUCGUAG
Molecule: messenger RNA, 2883 nt
Organism: Salpingoeca rosetta
Lineage: Eukaryota; Choanoflagellata; Craspedida; Salpingoecidae
Exons: 8
Coding region: 1-2883 (960 amino acids)
Source: RefSeq, a predicted model, not a curated record